AUGAAUGUAGAACAUGAAGUGAACUUAUUGGUCCAGGAAAUCAAGCGCCUAGGUGCACCCAAUGCUGAUGGACAGGUGUCAGUCAAGUUUGGAGUGCUGUUUAAUGACGAUCGUUGUGCAAACAUAUUUGAAGGUAUAAAUUCUCUUACUGAUGGUCAAGUUGCUUAUUACUGGUGAGCCCAGUCCUCCUAAUGACCAAACAUAAAAACUAAUUGCAAUAUUAUCAUUAACAUAAGAAUUUCAAAACAUCAUGUUCUUAUGGUGCUUAUGCUUACAUCAAGAUUAUUUCCAUUGAGGAGUAGUCUCCAGUCAGGUUCAUGCCAGGCUCCCCACUCCCCACCUUGUGGGGAUGAGGAGCAUUGCAUGGGCAGCUACGAAGGAAACUAAGCAAGGACAAGUUCAACAAAAUGCAUAAGCUCAAGCUUAGUAGCAACACUCUGUAUGCUUUUGCACCUUAGGUUUAUCACAAGAGUUGGUAUCCCUGUGCUGAUGACCAGUUCGAACACUUUCCAAAUUUUAAGGACUCUCAAGAGUCUGUCUUCUCGUGUCAUUUCUCUCAUGUUCGUAAACCUGCACAACUUUCAGCAACUGAAAAAUGUCCACACUUAAUUUUCAUUCCCAUAUAAAUCACCAAAUGGGUUUUGUUUUUAUUGCAGCCCUUGUGGGAACCCUCAAAGCGGCUAAGAGAAAGAAGAUAGUGAACUACAGUGGUGAAUUACUUCUUCAAGGUGUACAUGACAAUGUGGACAUUGUGCUGUUAAAAGAUGAAUGA
Porites lobata is the source of this 772-nucleotide messenger RNA. NCBI's taxonomy places the organism in Eukaryota, Metazoa, Cnidaria, Anthozoa, Scleractinia, Poritidae. The record is from the annotation of a GenBank genome assembly.